Aspergillus nomiae NRRL 13137 is the source of this 318-nucleotide messenger RNA. RefSeq lists its product as uncharacterized. Bases 1 to 318 code for a protein of 105 amino acids. The transcript is spliced from 4 exons. The record is from RefSeq and is a predicted model, not a curated record. NCBI's taxonomy places the organism in Eukaryota, Fungi, Ascomycota, Eurotiomycetes, Eurotiales, Aspergillaceae.
AUGAGCGCACACAGUGGCUCUCGUGGUGGACAGAACCAGAAUGCCUGGGGAGAGUCGCGUGAUCAGCUUUCCACUGGACCAGCUCAGGAGCAACAUGUUCCCGUGCGAGGCUUCAAUGCUGCCGAGGCGAAGGGGGCUCUCAGAAGAAAUUCAAGAGAGCCGAAGCCCUUCUUCUAUAAACCUGGUGGGAAGGACACAAAUCGCUCUGGGCCUUGGGGCUCGAAACCAAACACCAUGGCCAACGGCAAGGACUUUUUCCUCGAGCUUCGGAAACAAAUCACCACUUUGCGGCAAGGUAACAAUGUCGCAGGUGGUUGA